This is a messenger RNA of Anoplopoma fimbria (sablefish), 3184 nucleotides long. It is a transcript of the gene fbxw8, whose product is annotated as F-box and WD repeat domain containing 8. Gene Ontology annotation, molecular function: protein binding. NCBI's taxonomy places the organism in Eukaryota, Metazoa, Chordata, Actinopteri, Perciformes, Anoplopomatidae. Gene Ontology annotation, cellular component: preribosome, large subunit precursor. The record is from RefSeq and is a predicted model, not a curated record.
UGUAUUAUUCAUUACAGUGUCACAUGGUUUGGGGGUUUACAUCAUCUUUUCCCAAAAGAGAGAUGCAAUGGUUAACUGUUGAAUCUACCCUGUGUGGUUUUGUUGUAGGGUGUUCUGGGACAUUGUGUUCCCUAUUGUUAUCUUUUUUUAAACUGUAAAAGAUGCAGUUUGCAUUAUUUUUUCAAUUUAUGAUUAUCCCACUAGCAUUGGAUAUGAAACACAUGCAUUCAUAUUCAGAACAAUAGCCAGCUGUGGCCACAAAACAUAUAUCAUAGAAGGAGAAUUUGCAGCCUUUAUAAUAAAACUGCGGAAUUAAAAAACAAGCGGAACUAAUGUUCAGCAGCGUUGUUCCUCGUCGGACGGUUAAUAGUGCAGGACACGUGCUUGUUUAUGCUUAUGUACCGAGUUAGCCUUCUCUUUCGUGGUCUGUAUAGCGACCAAAAAAACUACAACAACGCUUCAUAACAUUUUAAAGUUAUAUUUUGUCAAGAAUGAUUGAGAAAUAUGGCCGAGGACGAGCUUGCUGCGUUCAGGGAGCGUUGGAAAGAAGAGUUUACGAGCAAUAAAGAGGAGCAGCGACUUGUUUGUGCUCCUUCUUUGGAGGUUCCUGGUCAAUCAGGCCAGAGAGACUUGAAAAAGAAGUAUUUUGAAAACUUGAAACAUCUCAACGAGGCCUGCAGUCCUUCAAAACAAGAAGAGGGAGGCUGCAGAGAGGAUGAAGCAUGUGCAGAAGGUGGAGCAGAACCAGAGGACCAGCCUGAGUAUGUGUCCAUUGCACGUAGUUUGCUGGAUGGGAGGACCAGUCCCCUGCUGGACAGGAUCCAGGAGGAGAGAACCAGGAGGAAGAGGCUGUAUCAAAACAUGACCAGUGUGUGCAGCACAUCCCUGCAGCAGCAGCAGCAGCAGCCUAAGAGAAAAGUGAAGAAAGACAAGGAGCUGCUGGAUCAACUCAUCCAAGACCUGAAUGAAGUCAAUGACAUUCCCUUCUUUGACAUUGAGUUGCCGUACGAGUUAGCCCUGAAGAUCUUCCAGUACCUGGACUGUACUGGGCUGGGCCGAUGUGCACAGGUGAGCAGGGCAUGGAGAGUCCUUGCGGAGGACGGCGUUCUGUGGUUCAGGAUGUGCACGGCGGAGGGUUACCACCACGAUGCCAGCGUGUCUGUCCCCUGCUGGAAGAGCACGCUGCGAGACUGCAGGAACUCGGCCAAAACCGUGCGCUCCAACUGGAAGAAUCGAGUGGGAUCCAUCAGCCAGCUGCAGUUCGAGCUGGGGAAAGUGCUGUGUGACGUCAGCUGCUGUGACAACUUUGUCUUGGCUGGGUACACGUCUGGUGAUGUGAGGCUGUGGGAUACGCUGCACUGGGACUCCACAGCCUCCUACCUGAAGAUCAACAGCCUGUCGUCUAACUCCAACCCCAGGCCUUAUGUCAGUCACGUCCAGGUCAACGGCUCAGUGGCUGCUGCUGCGUAUGAAGAUGGCUGUGUGGACCUGUGGAGCACAGAGACGGGUGGAGAGCCCAUCCACCACUACCAGAGCCCCGGGGGGAUCCAGGUCCUGGCCCUGAGCCCCGACAGUCCCGUCCUGGGCUCCGCCGCUGGGCCUGACGUCCGGCUGGUCGGUGCCGAUGAUCGCGGCUACUGGAGAACACUCUGCCAGGCUCAGCUACCCAAGACUGUAGACAGCCUGGUUCUGGUGCCAGGCAGAGGGCAGCAGUGCCCGCUGGCCGCUCUGACAGCUGGAGAGGCCGUGCACCUGUUGGACCCCCGGGAGGCGGAGCCACAGACGCUCCACUCGGUCUACGAUCAUCCCGUCACCUGUCUGGAUGCCUCUGACUCGCAUGUUGCUUUUGGAGUGAAGCGCACGGGCUGGGCCAUGCACGACGGAGGAAACAAGAUCCACGUCUACAGCCUAGAGACGUGCAAACCUGUGGCUUGUGUCGGCGACUCGCUGGGAGAUUUCACUUGCAUCAACCUGAGAGACAGCCCGCCUCACCUGCUGGUGUGCGGAAACAAAGACAGGAGGGUGAGGGUGUUCGACCUACGAGCCGGCUCCUCCGUGGCGUCCCUGUACGCCCACCACCUGGGUGUCACCUCGGUGCAGGCGGACGACUGGAAGGUGGUGAGCGGCGGAGGCGAAGGAUUGGUGUGCGUGUGGGAGAUGAGGAUGGGAGCGAAGCUGUGGGAGAUGCACAACAGGCAUCCUGUACGGCUCGUACGCUUCAACACCAGCACCCUGGUAACGGCCAACAUCCCCGAUGACAAGUCGCCAAGGGGGGCCUGCAUCACAGACGAUGACCUCACAGCUCACCGCAGACACAGGGGAGUCAUCUGCCAUUACGACUUCUCUGAGGAUGCGUUGUCUCAGGAUCACAUCCUGCCCAUCUGCAGGUCCGACUACAUCGAGUCCUCCGGCUACAACUACAACAUCGGCCUGGCGGUUCCUUACGACAGGCUGCCCGGCUCCCAUCCAUCCAUCUGACACGCAGGUUUCUAAACUGCACCUGGGCUCAGUGAGUGACUGAACGGACAAUAGAAACUUUUACCCCCUGAUCAGUUUGAUUCUCCAAACGGUAUCCUUUUAUUUAAAUACUUUCCUUUCAUCAUGCUAGUCAAAUCAAGCUUCUUAGGAAUUUAUUUUUCCCAAUGUAAACGAUCUGUAACUUUUGUAUUUGUAAUUUACAAUGUGGAAGAUGUUACACAGGAUCACAGUCCUGUAAACCAUUACUGUAUAAUUAAUGCAUUUGUAUAUGAUAGCUGUCUGGAUUUGAUUCAGUGCUGCUGUGAAACAUUACAGCAAUAAAAAAAAAAAAAGGCAUAUUUUUUACCUAAAUAAGAUUCUUCUUGGUACAUUUGUUAUUGGUGUCCUUAAAAACAAAAUUGUACACUUUUAUCAUAAUUUAUAAAUUUAUUUUGUUCAUUAAUACAAUUCAGUACAAAUUCUGUAAUAAUUCAUCUCAUAGAAAGUGUUAGAUUUACUCAGUAGUGAUCAAAAAAAGGUGGAUUUUCACAGCAGUUGGUUGGUUACAUAUCAUCUCAGCAGAAUAGAGUAAAUUGAACCUGUAACCAUUCUGGAGCUUCAUAGGACUGGUAUGUGCAUGCAGUCUCACUCUUUGGACAUGAGCCAGAACAGAUGACCCCAUGAAUGCCAGAACAGCCACUGAUCAUGACCGACUUCAUCUAACAAG